AUGACCAAGCCUGUUCUCGACCCGGUGCCAAUUGAGAAUAAUUCUUGCAUUCUGCACUUGCUUGAGGGGUACCGAGAGCUCCAAGAACAGCUGCGUGUGACCGAGAAGGCAUUGGCGGAGGAGAAGGAGACCAAGGAGCGUAGCCUCGAAGAGUUCGCCAAGGUGUCAUCCGAAUGGGAGAAGAAAGAGACAGACUUCCGCGCCGAGAUCAAGCGCAUGGAGUUGGUCCUUGCCGACAUUGCUCCCGACGGUGUUGGCGCGGUCGCCCUCGCGCGAUCCGGCAGUAUCGUGGACAGAAGCAGCAGGUCAUCCCGGCUCUUCAAAGCCAGGGUAGAGAAGGCCAAGAGUCCUACAAAAGGUGAGGAGAGCUCUAUCGCAGUUUGUCCUAGCUGUCUGAACACUGACGGAUUCCGAUACAAAGCGCGUGAUCCUGACGACACCGCCGCUCUGGAGAAUACCCUUGAUUCCGACGCGACGGGCAGUCCGCGUCUGUCGAUGCGCCCAAACCUGGACAGUAACGCGGAUGCCGAGUUGAGCGAAAAGAUGAGGAAAGCCCAGUUGAGGCGGUUUUGGGACACCAAGUACGAUCCACGAAAGACGCCCGGCAGAGCCGACUUGACAUCAUGCCACACCUCGAAUAAGCCCAUAAAUCACCAUAAUCGAUGUCACUCCACUGCCAAGUCGCUUCCCAAAGAAGAAACUACUAUGCAAAACAACAUCGCGGAUGACCCGGAUUCAACUAGCGAAGUGACGGUCCUGCAUAUGAACGAGGAUGUGCCGGCCGGUCCCAACGAUCGAGCUGUUAACGGGAGACUUGAAACCAUACCCACUAAGGCGACAGUGAACGGUCUAUUGGGCGAAAACCCGGAUGCCUCGACGCAGACUGGCGGUGGCCUGCGAUGUAAACGCGAAGUCAGCCGCCACAAGAGAGAAUUUUCAUUCGAUCCAGGAGAGGACGGCAUUCUCCUAUUGCCCUUGGCAAACCAAAACCCCCAUGGAACCAUCGAACAGUCAUAG
Messenger RNA from Colletotrichum chrysophilum, 1017 nucleotides. RefSeq lists its product as uncharacterized. The record is from RefSeq and is a predicted model, not a curated record. The transcript is spliced from 2 exons. Bases 1 to 1017 code for a protein of 338 amino acids. NCBI's taxonomy places the organism in Eukaryota, Fungi, Ascomycota, Sordariomycetes, Glomerellales, Glomerellaceae.